AAUACUUACCGAUAGAGUUCACAGCACCGCCGGUAAGAAUGAAUUCAGCACAGGCCGAGAUCAUGACCGGUCGAUAAUAAAGAUCGCAUCAACGUCGGAGUCAUAGCGUAACUCACUCUUAAUCUGAGAUCACAACGGUUUCGAUACCUAAACUAUCAACAGACAUCAUCAAGAUUCAUUUUGAAAAUUGUUCAUCAAUGCGGAUAGCCCAAGUCGCUUCAAAAAGGUUACUUCAUCAACAUAACCUCAAAAGCUGCACGUAAGCCCCACAAAGUUUUGUUGUCAUAAUACUGUCCCAAGGCACACGUGGCUCUGAGCACUCGCAGACCGAGGUGUAUAGCAGAUAGAAAAGGGUAUCUGCAGGCGCUCAAUUACCUCAGCGAAGCAAACCCACAAUGAGCUUCAACGGGUCUAAGGAUCUCGUCGAGGAGGGUGACGUAGUGAUCUUGUAUAUUGCUCCGUCCAAUAUGCAUUCCUUGGAAGUGACUCCAAAGACAAUGAACAAGAAAGGCGUUUUGGUUGAAAAUGUAUUUCAAACUGUUUACGGAGCUCUCAAAGUUGCCUCGUUGGUUGGCGCUAAAUAUGGUGCCAAGGUGGACCUAUCAAGGGGAUGGGCCUACGUCUUACAGCCUACUUCAGAUCUCUGGACAUUGACUCUGCCUCAUAGGACUCAAAUCAUUUACACACCAGACAUCAGCAACAUAGUUUACCUGAUGGAACUCGAACCUGGAAAGACUGUGAUAGAAACAGGAACGGGAAGUGGUUCCUUGUCCCAUGCUUUGAUCAAUGCAAUAAAACCUCAUGGUCAUUUGUACACCUUUGAUUUUCACGAACAACGAGUCUCUGUAGCUGACAUGGAGUUUAAAAAGCAUGGAUUAGGAUCCUAUGUUACUGUCGAACAGAGAGAUGUUUGUCAGACAGGAUUCGGAGAUGCAUUAGAAGGCAAGGCCGAUGCUAUAUUUCUCGAUUUACCACAUCCGUGGUUGACCAUUGAACAUGCAAGGAGAUGCUUUCGAAAAUCAGGUGGCAGACUCUGCUCCUUUUCACCGUGCAUUGAACAGGUUCAAAGAACAUGUGAGAAUCUCGAGUCUGCUGGAUUUAUAGAAAUAAAAACAAUAGAGUGUCUACAACGGGAAUUAACUGUGCAGUACAAAACUCUGCCAGUAUUGAAACUAGAAUGUUUAAAGAGCAAGCAUACCGAUGAUAACAAAAACCAAAAUAAUGGCAAAGAGGUGGGAGGACAGGAGAGAUUAGUAACGGUUUCGCACGCGCAUUCGCUGCCAGGACACACCGGAUACAUUACAAUUGCUACACUACCGCCAAUCGGAAGAAUGAAUUGUUAGUUAAUCCACAAUAAAUAUUUUCUUUUGAUAAUAACACCGACCAUAAUUGUUCAAUUUUUCAAUUGCUGCUUUUUCUUCUACUCCAAAGAUUUCAUCAGUAAGAUAUUCACUGUUCAACAGCUAAGAACUACGUUUAUAUCAGUUUUGUACGCAUGGACGUAACAGUAAAAUUUUCUAACUAA
Messenger RNA from Diprion similis, 1525 nucleotides. RefSeq names its product tRNA (adenine(58)-N(1))-methyltransferase catalytic subunit TRMT61A (gene Trmt61). The record is from RefSeq and is a predicted model, not a curated record. Gene Ontology annotation, cellular component: nucleus; tRNA (m1A) methyltransferase complex. Bases 396 to 1343 code for a protein of 315 amino acids. Lineage: Eukaryota; Metazoa; Arthropoda; Insecta; Hymenoptera; Diprionidae. Gene Ontology annotation, biological process: tRNA methylation. The transcript is spliced from 5 exons.